AGUAGGGCCUCUGUCCUCGGUGCUGAUCUGUCCAGGAAGCAUUCAGUCCCUUCUCUCGCCUUUGUGUCCUAGGAGUAAUGAAGUCCAAAGAGAAACAAGCGAGAAAAAAUCUCAACGUGGAAAAUAACCUCCAGGAAAAUGAAGGAGGGGAGCAGGCCCCUGUGAAGAAUGGAGAGGAGGCCCGCCCUUUGGGAGGGGGUGAAGGCCGGGAGCCUGGAGGAAAUGUCAAGCGGGGGCGGGUUUGGCGACUUGCCCCUGAUUUUCGAUGGGGCAUACCUAAUAGGCAUACUGAUCACAGUGAAGUGGGAGAUGAUGUAGAAAGGUUCACAGAGCAGAUGAUGGAAAUCAGGAGAAAGAUUAGGGAGCAGCAGGUGAGGCAUUAUAUGUGCCCCCAAAUCCCUGAACCUGACAAUCAUGAUGACUUUUGCCUUAUACCUUGAAUACUACGUACGGUUUUCCCUGAGGUUAAUAAUGUGGCUUCUGCUUUACAACUUGUGUUGCUGUGAUUUAGUUUUGCUGUCAACCUUUUGGUGUUUCCACUUACCAGUUUCUAAUUGAAUAUUGUGUCAGUCUGCAAGUGUCUGUCUGCAGGGCAAUUUCACCCGUUUUUAGGAAAAGAUAUAAAUUUCAUAUUGUGAAAUUAAUAGUUUAAAAGGCAGUCUAUAUCCCAUCAUCUUCCUCUUCCAUUCCAGUUCUUAUUUUUUGUUAAUGUUGCCUUUCUUCUCCCUGUUACAUGGACUCAAAAUCUCAGUUGUCUUUGACUAUUUUUUGCUUGUCUCCAACCAGUCAGUAAGGAAGUUUCUACUCAUAAUUCAACAUCUGAUAAUCAUUUUAAGAAUGUAUGUCCUAGUGUUUUUAAAGAGUGCUAGUCCACCAUCUGCAUAAAAACACCAACAUCUGGGGACCUUUUUGAGAAUGUACCUCUGGCACCCAUCCUCUAGACUCACAGAGUGGGACUCCAGAAUUUCCAUUUUUAACAAGUUCCCCAGGAAAUUCUGAUGUACAUCAAAUUCUGAGAACCACUGGUGUGUAUAUAUAUCAGUAUACAUAUGUGUGUAGAUUGUGUCCUAUUAAGUGUAAAUAAUAAAGUAAGUAGAAUAGCAAGAAUGAAUAUCUAAAUUCAAUGGGCAAAACAUUCAACAGGAAAAGUAUAAGACGUUCAAAUAGACUGCCCAUAGGAGUGGUUGGGAUAGUGACAAACUGGAGGGUGUACACUGUGCAGGACGGUGUGUCGGAAGGCCACAUACAGUCAGAGGGAUCUAGAGUUCAUGGCCCAUGUCAGCACUAUGCCCUGCAUCUCAUUUUAUCCUUAUCACAAUCUGUAAGGGCUGUAUUCUCCCCCUUUACAGAUGAGUGCACUGGGGUUUAGAGAUGUUAAAAGUACGUGGACUACCUCCUGCUGUGUACCUUGGGAGGAGGAAUCAGGCCUACCUCAUUUUCUGUGGGACCUUGUCAUCUGCAGAUGCAGAAUACCUGACUUUUAUAACUGUGGACAAGCUGAGGAAGGUCAAAGACUGCAAGAUUGAGGCUGAGAAUGAAUUAACUGUGUUUUUCUAUAUUUCCAGUACUGGCGGGGGAUGGGGGGCACCCGAUGCUUUUGAGUCGAUUCUGACUCAUAGUGACCCUAUAGGAGGACAGAGUAGAACUGCCCCAUAGGGUUUCCAAGGAGCACCUGUUGGAUUUGAACUGCCUACUUUUGGGUUAGCAGCUGAGCUCUUAACCACUGCACCACUAGGGCUCCAUUUCCAGUGCAGGCACUUCCAUUUUUUGAACAUUAGAGCAGAUAAAACUCUUAAAGACCCUCCAGUCUAGUGUUCUUCAAAAUUCUGGUCACCACCCAUUAUGGUUUGUGAAAUUAAUUCUGUGGGUCAUAACUAGCAAUUAAAACAACAACGAAAACAUGUCAGAGUCCAUCACCCAUGGGUAGUGUUAAUAAAUCUUUUGAGAAACUUGUUUAAGUUUUAAACAUGGUUUCCGUAGAAAAUAUAUUUCUCACUGUGGGUCACAGUCAAAAAUUUGAAAGUCACUUCUUCAGUCCAAACUUCUUUUCACAGAUAAGGAACAGGAGUAGGAAAGUGAUUUUCCCAAGGUCACAUGGCCAGUUAGUGGCAGAGCUGGGACCACCUAGCUCGGGGUGCUUGUCUCCUCACCACAGUGCCUCCACAUGGCAUUAUUUGGAAAUUUUGACAGCAUGCACUGAUUGCCAGUUGAUGUAUAUGAACAAACUUGUCCAGCUUAUUUUUACAAAAUCUCUGAGAUUGUUUAUUUGAUGUUUAUAUUAUUUAAUCAUCUGAAUCCCUGCAUGUUCAACUGGGAAACAUAUUUAAGGAUAACUCUGUGCCCCUUAUGAAAUUUGGAGCUGCAAUGAUCUCUCACCUGUCUAGAGGAAGGGGAUGAUGGAGAGUCUGAUCUGAAAAUGCAUGGUGGGAACUCAGGCACUUCAUAAAGGCCAGCUGGUUGAGUGACGUUUAUGAAUGACCUUUUGGCUCCUGGGUUAUGGAAUGACUUCUUAAACCUGCCAGAAGCAGGGUUCAGUCUGUUGUCCCUGUCUUUAUGUUCCUCUAAGGGUAUUUGUGUAAUCUAGCACCUCAUGCUUGCAUAUCACCAAAUUUGUCAGCUUUGAUGCUAGAUUCUUAUUCAGCCUCCUUUUCUUCUGGAGGGAUGACUAGAUCUCUCUGCCGCUUCUCAACUUUUUAUUUUGAAAAAAAGUUAAACCUACAAGAAGUUUGAAGAGUAAUAAACACACACACACUCAAUCCCUUCAUCUAGAUUAGAUUCACCAAUUAAUAUUUUGCCAAUUGCCUUAUUUCUGUCUUGAGAUUAUAUAUAUAUAUAUGUAUAUAUUUCUUUUAUUGCUGAACUAUUUUAAAGCCAGGAGCCG
This is a messenger RNA of Trichechus manatus latirostris (Florida manatee), 2881 nucleotides long. RefSeq names its product brain expressed X-linked 4 (gene BEX4). Gene Ontology annotation, cellular component: nucleus; cytoplasm. The coding region runs from base 78 to 440 and encodes 120 amino acids. The transcript has a single exon. The record is from RefSeq and is a predicted model, not a curated record. NCBI's taxonomy places the organism in Eukaryota, Metazoa, Chordata, Mammalia, Sirenia, Trichechidae.